UUCAAUUAAUCUCCCCUUAUCAUGGCGGCCGUGAAAUUGCACGGAUCUUGGCUAAGUCCGUUCACUUUCAGAGUAAUUUGUGCUCUGAAACUCAAAGGCAUAUCUUACGAAUACAUCGACGAAGAUCUCUCCGAUAAGAGUCCUUUACUUCUUCAGUAUAAUCCGAUUCACAAGAAAGUUCCGGUGCUCGUUCACGACGGAAAACCCAUUUGCGAGUCCACCGUCAUCCUCCGGUAUAUCGAUGAAAUUUGGCCGCACAAUCCCUUGUUGCCGACUGAUCCCUACGAGAAAGCACGUGCUCUGUUUUGGAUUAAAUUCGCUGAUGAUAUGGGUCCUUCAAUCGGAAGGCUUUUCCGAACCGACGGCGAAGAACAGGAGCAGGCUGCGAAGGAGUGCUCGAAAGUGUUGGAAACCAUCGAGGAACACGGGCUGAUCGAAGGCAAGAAAUUCUUCGGAGGAGACGAGAUAAGCAUGGUGGACAUUGCAUUUUGCUCGGUCGCUCACUGGCUUGGAGUCAUCGAAGAAUUUUCAGGGCUUAAAGUACUUGAACCACACAAGCUCCCUAAACUGAGCUCGUGGAUCCAAAAUUUCAAAUCAGUCCCUUUGAUCAAAGAAAACUUGCCUGAUCGUGCUAAGAUGAUUGCUAUGUUAAAGCGUCGGAGAGAGGAGAUGUUAGCAUCAAAAUCGGACUAAGGACCAGGAACAUUGCAUGUAUGUGUUAAAAUGUUUCUGGUAAUAAACAAAGAGUUAAUUGCA
Messenger RNA from Hibiscus syriacus, 756 nucleotides. RefSeq names its product glutathione transferase GST 23-like. The record is from RefSeq and is a predicted model, not a curated record. NCBI's taxonomy places the organism in Eukaryota, Viridiplantae, Streptophyta, Magnoliopsida, Malvales, Malvaceae. Gene Ontology annotation, molecular function: glutathione transferase activity. The transcript has 3 exons. Gene Ontology annotation, cellular component: cytoplasm. Gene Ontology annotation, biological process: glutathione metabolic process. Bases 22 to 693 code for a protein of 223 amino acids.